UAAUCAGCAUUCUGAGAAUCAUGGAUACAAAACAGAAGAGGCCCUUGAUGCCCUGUACACUGAACUGGUGCAGGAGAUUGACCGGUUUGAGACGAAGAAGAGAGGGGAUUGGAUGAAAGUGUUCCGAUCAUUUCACCACACAGUGAUCCACUCCCUGUACCACUGGACAACGUGCUCCAUCAUUGUUAUUCUUGUAAUUUGCCUGCUCAUCGCUUAUUUCUGCAUUGGUGAUACAAGGGAGGGACCAAAUACUGGAUGGUGGUUAAUUGAGGCAACCUUCUUGCUUUCCGUGAUGAUUUUCAACUCUACACUAAACCUGUGGCACAGCAGAAUGGAGAAUAUGGAAUUGAUAACAGUCAUGAAACAAGUUAUUAAAGAUGUGUGGGAUUCUCUUCAAAAUGAGUCGUGGAAGCAAGAUGACUACCUGAACAUUCACUCGCCUCUUUCUCCAUGCGUCUCACUACAGUGGACAAUGCGUGAUGGCAAGCUCAUUAAUUUACCAGUCGCUCUGCUCGUAAAAGGGGAUGUAAUCCUGCUCAGACCAGGUCAGACAGUGCCAGCAAAGUGUAGAGAUUUGGAGGAUUUGGAUGAAACCCAGGAACAGGUGUUGAUGGAAGAGGAAAUAUAUUCUCCCAAAAUAGAGAGUCUUUCGGACAACCCAAAUGAACCCAAAGCCACAAUUCCACUCAAGGCGAAGAAAUUUCUUCUCUUAGAAACUCCUUUUCUUAAAAAUAUCAGAUGCAUCCUGGACUAUGAUCUUCACCGGACAGUGACCAUGUUGGAAAAUGAAAAACACUUGAUAGUACGAGUCUGGCUGGAGAGACUAAUAAUUCCUCUUGUUGUGGGUGUGAUGACUUUAACAAAUACGUUGAGAUUUGUUUAUUUAGACAAACACGUCGGCCACUGGGCAGAGAUGAUCAUUGUACUGUUGGUGCAUAGUAUUCUGCCACUGAUUUCCUUGAUAUUUCCAUUCAUGUGGCUCUCUCUCAACACAUAUGGACAGGCGAGAAUAUUUGCUGCUUUUAAUAUUGCUAGAUAUUUCAAGCAAGCAUCGGAGAACAGUUUUGACAGUGACAGCACAAUCUCCGUGGAAGAGGCGCGUGUGGACAUGACAUGGAGGAACAUUCUCGCGUGGUUCAAGGACAUCCUGUGUGGGAGGGCGCAGGUUGUUACCAAGCACAGCAAUAUUCUGCAUGUGCUGGAGAGUGUCACAUCUUUGUGCUGUGUGGACAAGAAGGGAGUCUUAUCCUGGGCAAAUCCUUCUGCUGAGAAAAUCUUCUUUUUCUCUCAAAGCACCAAGAAAAAACCUGAAGUUUCACGAAAAUAUUCACAAGCAUUUUCCCCUCAUAUUGAAGUCAUGGAUCUCACCCACGAUGCAAAGAAUGCGUUUGGGCUACAUUUUGAUGACCCAUCUUGGAAACAGCAUGUUAAUUCUUUGAAACCAUUGGGUUUGAACAUUCUACUGAACACAUGUGAACAGUCGACGGUGCCGGCGUACACCCAGUUCUCCGACCAUGUGAUGUGUGCUGCCCUCGAGAAGGAGGAGACCGUGGCUGUAGUCAACAGAAGAUGUCUGUGUGAACUUGCAAGGGAGAUGGGUUUCUCAGAGCAGGCUGGGAAAGCGUUCAGCCACAAUGAGAUUCUUGGCAUGUACAGACAAGUGCCUGCUGAGGAAGCUGCGAAAGAGAGAAGUCAGCGAGCGCGGUCGUUCAUCCAACACAAGAUCCCCAUGCCAAACAUGCUGUCCGUGGUCGUCAGGGAUCAGAUCUCAGGAAUGUCUCAGUUUAUGUCUCAGGGGACGGCAGACAUCUUGUUAGAGAGUUGCACUGAUUUCUGGACGGGAAUGGAUGUUUGUCUACUCACCGAGAAUGACCGUAAGAAGGUUCUGGACUUCUACCACCGGAAUAGCAUGACCACGUACUGUACCGCCUUCUCCUACCGGCCGUUAACAAACAACAUCGCACCGUCGCUACAGAACAUUUACAUCCAGCUCCCGGAUAAUAACAGUCAGUUGGCCCUGUCCAUAACCAGAGCUCAGCAAUACGCUGAAUUAGAUGAUACAAUAAAAUCCGAGUUUUUCAAAUUGGAUCAACGCUGUCUCAGUUUUGACUCCCUGUUGGAAACCGAGAGUAGUAACACGACUAUAGACGACGUGUCUGGUUGCUAUGAGAUACAGAACAAUCAGAUCUUCAUCGGCAUGGUAACGCUUCAGUACCAGGCUCGACAGGAUAUCGUUCAGCUCAUUGACAAGCUAGAAAGUGCCUGCAUUAGAUUUGUACAUUUUUCCAAGGAAAAUGAGCUAAGAAGCAGGGUAUUUUCCGAGAAGAUGGGACUCGAAGCAGGAUGGAACUGUCACGUGUCUCUCGUCUCCAGCGAUGGCAACAACAAACACGAUAUCAGUGCCACCAGCCCCGAUGACUGCCCAUCACCGUGCGACGCGUCCCACCUCCCUUCCCACCACUCUAGCCGCCACCACCUGGCCGAACCGGACCCACAACUGGACCCAUCACGACGGGGCAGCACCACUGUAACCAGUGAGAUGAUGGGAGGCCGCAGCCUGAGCGCGCCCAGCAUGAUCAAGGUGGACGAACCCCAGGUCCGCUUCGACGUGCACAGAAUGUGUGAUAAAGUCUUUGGAAGGGACGUAACUGAGAACUGUUCGGCUGUGGACGAUCAGGACGACGAGAAUGUUAACGGAGAGAAUGGACCGCUGAUUCGUACUGAGAGGAAGAGAGGCUGGAGUUCGAGUACAGAUGGGGACGGGGACAUUGACGGGGAUGGGGACGGGGACGGGGACGUGGAAUUCCUGUCCGACAGCCGAUAUACGUCGAGCUACGUCACAGAUAAUACCGACAGCUUGACUGGAGCUCUCGACAAUGUGGCCAAGUUACCGCGGGGUAUUGAGAACAUUCGACCACAUCUGAGAAGUGUGGACAAUGUUCCACUACUGGUCAAUCUCUUUACAGACUGCACUGCUAAAACCACCAGAGAAAUGAUCAAGAUCCUGCAGGAAUACGGGGAGGUGGUGCUGUGUUUUGGCAGUUCCAUGAACAUGCAGAACACGCCCAUCUUCCUACAGGCAGACUGUAGUUUUGCAAUUGAGCCACUCUUCCCACAGCUCUGUGCCAAACACCCGAUCCUGAUUGAGCCGUCGGGUAACGACAAGAUGAAACCAAACCAGGUGGCCAGCGCCCUGCUUAACAUUCCGUGCCCCAUUGCCUUCAAACGGAGGGACAACGUGUGUCUGGUGCAGCUCAUAGCUGAGGCUCGUCACUUCACGUUUGCGAUGCGGAACUGCUUCUACCUGAUGCUGUGUUUCAACCUGUCCAUCUCCCUCGCCCAGAUGCUGGCCAGUGUCUUCCUGUUGCCGCCCAUUCUCGCUAGCAGACAUGUCAUGUGGCUCCUCCUGGUCGUCGUGCCCCUCCUCGGACUCAGUCUGAUGGGUAAUCCUGUCGAUCCAAGAAUCAUGAACAUAGCAACAAGAAAGAACAAAGAUCAUGUUAAUAAACAGAUGAUAUUACAGUUCUCCGUGCAGUUCGCUCUCCGGUACUUCCCGUCUGUGAUCAUUCCACUCCUGUGUUUCGGUCUCACUCUACACUCGUAUUGCUGGGAGGCAGAACAGCACAUGUGUGAUGUCUACAUAUUCAGGGACUCUGGGAAUAGCAGUAGUCAAAAAAUAUUCAGCUCGUGGUAUGAAAAAUACUCCGGUGGAUUAAUACUCGCACAAAAUAUAGUUCUCUUUUUACUAGUGUUGUAUUAUGCAUGUAUCUCUAUGAGUUACGUCCAUUGGUCUGAUCAUCUGUGGAAGAAACCUCCAUUUACAAAUAGACUGUGGUCCAUCAUUACCCCGACUCUAUUGGUUGUGCAGAUAGUGUAUUUUGCCUGUGAUACUUUUGUACAGAACUUGUAUGUGAAGAAAUCCCUCCCUCUUUCCAAGGUGCACCCUGCUGUGUGGGCGCUGGGCCUUGCAUGGCCUGUUGUUAUUGUUACUGUUAAUGAGCUGGUCAAACGAAGAGAAAUCAAACUGUCUGUACGCAGACAAAAACGAGCAAGAUUGGACUUUGGCACUAAACUAGGAAUGAACUCUCCAUGGUAGUUUCACCACAGUCUGGUGUUCUCUUAAUGAGCAGUGGACAAAUAUUCAUAACAGUUUUAACAAGAUGAAACUGGAAGCCAAAGUGGAAACAAGAAACCCCAUCUGCAGCAGAAGCUUUUGUUAAUUAGAAAGACCCUGACCUUAGUUAUUAGGAAGUGUGAAAUAGUUUUGGCUUUUAUAACUUUUAUAUCCUUAGAUUGCACAUGACUUUUAUCUCUUCACAUAUUUAAAGUUUGUUUUCUUCAACGACACCACUUGAAUGCAUUCAUUUAUUAAUCAUCAGCUAUUGGAUGUCAAACAUAUUGCCAUAGGAAACCCGCUACAUUUUUCCAUUAGCAGCAAGGGAUCUUUUUUAUGCACCAUCCCACAGACAGGAUAGCACAUACCAUGGUCUUUGAUAUACCAGUCAUGGUGCAGUGGCUGGAAUGAGAAAUAGCCCAAUGGCUUCACAUAUUUAAUCAAUUUUGAGUUUCAGGCCUCAUGGUCAUAAAAUGUUUUGAGUCUAAACGGCAUUGCCGUACAAAUUGCAUGUGAAUGUAUGUGAUGUCAUUAAAGAUUUGAGUCUGAACUAUUUAACUUUUUAACAGUAUAUGUAAAAAAAUUACCAAAUAUUUCAACAUCCAAUAGCCGAUGAUUAACAAAAUCAAUGUACACUAAUAGUGUCAUUAAGCAAAACAAUGUUUUUCUAAAAUUGUGUAAGCAUGGGACUUGGUUAUCCCUGUGUGGGUUUUUUAUCCUGUAGCUCAAAAUGCUUUUAAUACAAAAUAGGAUUAGUAUUUAUCUCAGGAACUAGUGUUUCGUGACUUUAAUAAUGAUUAGAAUACAGCUAUGUACAACAGAUGAAAUUUUAAUUGUUUCAUUGUUUAACUAUUAAUAGGCAGUAACACUAAGGAAAAGAAUGUUUGAAUGAUUUCCUUACUACAACAUAGUACCUUAUUUAAUACGUGACUAUUAGCGGUUAAACAUUGUGAAUCUAACAUUUUGGUCUACGGUUACAUAAAAACCCUUCGCUCUCAUAUUCAUGUUUCAUAAUUAUGCAAAUAUAUAAGAUUCGAGAUUUAUUAUUAAUAAAAAUACUCUUCCCCCCCUCCCCCUCUAAAAAAGAAAAGAAAAGGAAUUUAUGAUCAAGAGAUAUUUUUUAAUUGCAAUGGCAGUGAGGUAUAUAAGAGAAUAACUAGUGAAUGAUGUAGGAUAUAAUCAGCUUUAUCCUGUGAAGGUAAAAACGGAAAAUUCCACGAGGCUCUGCCAAGCGAAAUUUCUCAUUCAGUCUGAACAGGAUAAAGCCGAUAUCCGACGUCAUUAACUAGCUAUUAUCUUUAUCCUGCAGACCAUAAAAAUUAAAAAGAACAGCUAUGAUUUCUGUUAUUUCAGCUACAUUGUAAGGGUGACCUAGAGGUCAAAUGAGUGAUUUUGUAAUGUAGCUACAUGUAUGCGUGUGACGUCGCGUGUGCGACAGCAAGAGUCAUAUCCUGCUACUAUACGGAUAUGACUUUACUUUAUCUGUCGUCAUAUUCUGUGAAUAGAAACAGUGGUUGCAGGAUAAAUGUCUGUUCAGUUUCAAUUUAUGGUAUUGACAUUUUUGGGAUUUGGCACAGGCAUGUGUGUAUGAUAUAUUAUUGAUAUUAUUAUAAAAUAUGUCAACAUACUGUUGGAAAGAUAAAAGUUUUUUGGAGGAGUAUGUACAAACAGGGUAAUAAAACAGACAUAAAACAGUCAAACGUGCUCAUUAAGCAGUCACCUGUCUUAAAUGGAUCCCUUUGUAUUAUACCACACCACUCUAUACAGUACACUAAGACCUGUAUUAAAAAGUCACCUCUCUUUUAGAGACCGUCUCUCUUGAUGAAUCUUUUGGAAGCUACUUAACACAGGGUUAUCUACAUCUACUUCUAUCAUAUUUAUUGCAUUAUGCUUUCAAGGAUUGUCUUAUUUCUUUUACGUUAAUCUGGGUAUGAAAAAAAAAAUCUACACGAAGGAGAUUAUCCAUACAUCAUUGAAAGAUUGCUGGAGAUGAAGAAAUUCCAAACAGAAGUCUAUUGUAGUGAAUAUUAAAAAAAGGUCUCACAGUACAGUUAAAAGAACUUUCAAUGACACAACUAAUUUAUUCAUGUGGGAUUAAUUAGGUGUAAAUUGGGUGAAUCGCCGUUCUCACAUAAGUUUGCGAAUGUUUUUUUUUUUUUGUUCUUACCUAGAUGAACGUAAAAGAAAUAACAGACAAUCCUUAUAAUU
This is a messenger RNA of Gigantopelta aegis, 6322 nucleotides long. Its product is annotated as transmembrane protein 94-like. The record is from RefSeq and is a predicted model, not a curated record. Bases 113 to 4096 code for a protein of 1327 amino acids. The transcript has 28 exons. NCBI's taxonomy places the organism in Eukaryota, Metazoa, Mollusca, Gastropoda, Neomphalida, Peltospiridae.